AUGAAUUACAAUGCAACUGUUUAGGUGAUAAAUGAAACCUAGUAAAAAAAGAAAGAGAAACUAGAAAACUUAUUAAACACUAAUUUUGGAUAAAUUGAACAACUUUAAAGAGAGGUUUGUAUUUUUAAGAGUAAAAUAAUUUAACAGUGUGACAAAGUAAUUUCAUCUACAAAUGAAUGGAUUAAAAUUUAUAAUCCUUUGGUUAUUAAAAUAUGAAAUUCAGCAUAUUUGAUGAAAUUGAUGAUAUUAUUUGAAAUGACAAAGUGGUAUUUUCAAAUCAGCAAAAUAUCUUUUCAGAAUUAAAUUAAAUUAAUUAACUAUAUAUUGAUAAAGUUAUUGAUUAAAUACAAAAUUUAGAUUUCAAAGAAGUGCUAAUUAAGAAUUGCGAGAAUUUAAAUCUAAAACUAAUUAAUAUUAAUUUAGAAUUUGAUAAAUAAUUUUUACAGCUAUAAUAACAGUAAGUUUAGGGAAGUUAUUUAACUUAGAUAAGAAAUGUUGAAAAAUAGCUAAACCUUUAUCCAUCUAGUGGAAUUGUUAAAAUGGUACCAAUCCACACUUUAAAGCUAUCAAAGAAUUUCAGUAUGCCUUCUGCUUUUAAUACAGAUGGAAACUUAUUAAUAACCUCAGAUUACUUAAACAAUAUCAUAGUUUGGUAUUUUGAUAAUGGAAAACAAGAUCAAAUAACAACUAUUGAGGUUGGUAUAACCCCGAGAAGUAUUUUAUUAAAUAGACAGGGUAAUCACUUAAUUAUAGGUUUGAAUGGUGGAGGAAUAUAUAUGUGGAAGCAAAUUAAUGAAGAGGAGUGGAGAGGAUCAUAAUUAUAUAUGAAACAUGAGUUUUGGAUUAAACAAUAUGAUAUUAAAUAAAGCCGAAGAUCAAUUAUUUACUGGAGGUGAAGAUCCUUUUAUAAAUUUUUGGGGUGUGGAUUACUUAAAUAAUGAAUUGACAUUCCUUUAUAGUUUAGAUUCAAAAACCAUUACUAUUUUUCGUUUAAUUUUAAUGAUUCAGAAAAUCUAUUGAUAUCUUGCAGUGUUUGUGAAUACAUAAUAUGGUAGAAGCAAUAAUCAAAAUGGGAAUAUUUAUGUAAUGAAAAGAUAAAACGAUAGUUCUAAGCCAAGUUUUUGAAAGAUAACUGUUUCUGUCUAUUACCAAUUAAUUAGCAAAUAAAUUCCCUUCUUAUUAACGAAAUUUAUAAAGGAUGUUUUAAGCAAACCGAAGCUAAAACAAUAAAAUUAAUCUAAGAUAAUGAUCGGGAGGAAAACAUGAAUUCCCCUAUGCUAUACAAUAAAUUGAAAACUAUUCUUGUUGUUAAAUCAAAGGGGUUUAUUUAUAUUAUUAGAUAAACCAAAGUUAAUAGUUUUGAGGUUGUUGGGAAAAUUGUUUGUUUAAAGCGAGUACUUUCAGAUGAUGGAAAAUUUUUGAUUUUCUUUGAUAUGCCUACAUCGAGUGUAAUUACUUAUGAGUUAUUAUAUGAAUGA
This is a messenger RNA of Paramecium octaurelia, 1478 nucleotides long. The record is from the annotation of a GenBank genome assembly. NCBI's taxonomy places the organism in Eukaryota, Ciliophora, Oligohymenophorea, Peniculida, Parameciidae.